AAAAAAAGGAAUAAGCACCGAAAACGAUUAGGAAAAUGGAGCACUGUGGAUGACUGGAGGACUCGGGGGGAGACGAGAGUUAGAGAGAGACAAAAAGGUAUACUUUUCCUCUCAAUCGCCGGUCUCCUUCGUCCGUAUUCGUCUGUUUUUAUUUUUUUAUUUAAUUCCUGAAAAGAUAUUAUUAGUACUAUGUUUAUUUUUUGAAUAUGGAGUAUUCAUUUUUUGCUCUAUAACAAGAAAAAGUUUCCCCAAGUGGUUCCGUUCAAUAUCUUCUGAUCUCAGAUUUGAUGGCUUUGCCGCAAACCGAAUCCUCCGCCUUCAACUGAAGAUUUUGGUGUUCGCUCUUCCGGAGUUCCGGUGAUUGUUUUCUGGAUUAGUAUCGAAUAUUGUAGUCGCUAAUGGAGACCAGUGGGGGUGGAUUUAGCCGGGGAAGGAUGCAUACGGCGGAAUACAAGCCAGAUUCUCCAAACCUGGGAGACUUUCUCAGAGUGAAACAGGCGAGCAGCCGUAAUGACGGAAGUAGCAAUUUGACCGGUUUAACCCUAGGGGCUGUUUUGGAUAGAGAGCCUAGAUCGACUACGGCCGCGCUACCGCAUCGGACUCUCCUCGAUAUCAUACGGGCUGAGCCGUUCGCGAGCAAGGGGGGCCGGAAGACAUGGAAACACAUCACAGAUAGGCUCUGUUUAAGGAUCCAUGGCUCCGCCUGGACCUCUGCCGACGACGAUUCGUUCCCCGCCGCACUUUCCGCCGAUACACCUCGACGGCAGACGUCCCAUCCCUCGCGGGUUUCUCCUGCGAAUAAUUCCCCCGAGGGGGAGACCCCGAGGCACGGAUUGAUUCAGCCGGAAGUGACGACAUCGCCGGGGUCAACCACUCUGAUUGUGAUGCUGCAGAGGAGCUCUAGUCGGGCUGUGGAUGACAGGGCCUCGAGAUUCGAGGUGGCAGAAGCUUCCGACGGCGAUUUACCAGGCGAAGGCACCACAGAGGACCAACCGGCAAGACUCUCACUGAUGGCGUUGCUUGCGGAGACUGACAGGGAAAUGAGCCUGGACAGUGCAGCUGGAAUACCAGAAGAAGAAGAGGGAGAAACCGGAGAGGAGAUUGCCGGCGGUGGCAAGUUAAUUGUAGACCGUUGUUGUGUGUGCAUGGUUAGGCACAAGGGUGCGGCGUUUAUACCCUGUGGACACACAUUUUGCCGGCGGUGCUCGAGGGAGCUCUGGGUUCAAAGGGGAAGUUGCCCUCUCUGCAACAAUUCCAUAUCAGAAGUUCUUGACAUUUUCUAGUCAACUCUCCACACACUAUCAUUCUAUAUCCACAGGUUUCAGUAUUCUCUUCUUAAAAAAACAUGGUGUUACUAUCAUUUUCACUAUACUUCUGAAUCGGUAAAUUGGGUCAUAGUAUCAUUCUUUACUCUUGAGUACGAGUACUUAUAUUUGACUCUGCAAUUUUGAAAUGGGUGGUGCAAUAUAUGGUUUGGCGGCAUGAUUUUUCCCUCCUUUUCUUCAUCUUCCCAAGAUAUCCAAGUUUAUAUUGUGACAUUGUUGUGAUCCGGUUAAAACAUAGAAGUAUAUGAAGAAACAAUAUUAGUGACUUGUAAUUAUUGUUACACGAUUUAACUCAUGACUAUUUACAAAAGAAGUUGAAGAAGGCUCCCAG
Molecule: messenger RNA, 1656 nt
Organism: Cuscuta europaea
Lineage: Eukaryota; Viridiplantae; Streptophyta; Magnoliopsida; Solanales; Convolvulaceae
Source: the annotation of a GenBank genome assembly